This is a messenger RNA of Lates calcarifer (barramundi perch), 660 nucleotides long. RefSeq names its product galactose mutarotase. The transcript is spliced from 5 exons. The annotation marks the transcript as partial. Gene Ontology annotation, biological process: beta-D-galactose catabolic process via UDP-galactose, Leloir pathway; glucose metabolic process. The record is from RefSeq and is a predicted model, not a curated record. NCBI's taxonomy places the organism in Eukaryota, Metazoa, Chordata, Actinopteri, Centropomidae. Gene Ontology annotation, molecular function: carbohydrate binding; aldose 1-epimerase activity.
AAUACGUGUGGCGUCUUUAUGUGCGCGUCAUCGUUACAGGAAGUCGGAUGUAAACUCGUUGGGCUCCAAAGUCUCAAAGUACCUAAUGGACGUGUUUCGAGUCCUCUAAGAUGACUGAAGUGAGCCAUAAGCAGUGGGGACAGGUGUCUGGCCUGGGCAGUGUGGACCUGUGGGUCCUCCAGUCUUCCCAGGUGCGGGUGGAAGUCCUCACCCUGGGUGCCAUCAUCAGGUCUGUGUUCUGCAGAGGGAAGGAUGGUCAGAUGGAGGACAUAGUCUUGGGCUAUGAUGACCUGGAAGGUUAUGUGUCAGAUAAGCGGUACCUGGGAGCUGUGGUGGGCCGUGUGGCCAACAGGAUUGCACGGGGAUGUUUUGUAGUGGAGGGAAAAGAGUACCAACUAGAUAUCAACAAUGGACCUAAUGCACUGCAUGGAGGGCUGCGGGGUUUUAAUAAGGCUAUCUGGCUUGCUACAGCAGUGGAAGGUGGUGUACAGCUGAGUCUCACUAGUCCUGAUGGAGACCAGGGUUAUCCUGGAGAGGUUCAAGUCUCUGUGUCCUACACCCUACAGGGGGAAACACUAACUGCUGAAUACCAAGCCAGGUCUACCAAAACCACCCCCAUCAACCUCACCAACCACUCCUACUUCAACCCUGGCUGGACAG